AUGUUUGUAUACUGCUAACAGGCCAAAGUGUUCCUGUGGUAAAAUGCACAAAUAGUGAUGACUGAGGAGGAGGAGUGCUGACCUGAGCAUCAGGAGGCCACACAUUCACUUCAGAUAUUAUAAAAUGUCUAAUGGUUAUGAAGAUCACAUGGCUGAAGAUUGCAGGGACGAUAUUGGUAGAACAAAUUUAAUUGUGAACUACCUCCCUCAGAACAUGACGCAAGAUGAGUUACGGAGUCUAUUUAGCAGUAUUGGCGAAGUCGAAUCUGCAAAACUUAUUCGGGACAAAGUUGCAGGACACAGCUUAGGCUAUGGCUUUGUGAACUACGUUACUGCAAAAGAUGCUGAAAGAGCAAUAAACACACUGAAUGGCCUCAGACUUCAGUCAAAAACUAUCAAGGUUUCCUAUGCUCGUCCAAGUUCUGAAGUUAUCAAGGAUGCUAAUUUAUAUAUUAGUGGGCUACCAAGGUCAAUGACACAAAAAGAUGUAGAAGAUAUGUUUUCACGUUUUGGACGCAUCAUCAACUCACGUGUGCUUGUGGAUCAAACUACAGGUUUGUCCAGAGGGGUCGCAUUUAUCCGGUUUGACAAAAGGUCAGAAGCAGAAGAGGCAAUUACAAAUUUCAAUGGUCACAAACCCCCAGGUUCCUCCGAACCCAUUACAGUGAAGUUUGCAGCCAAUCCUAACCAGAACAAAAAUGUGGCACUGUUAUCGCAGCUGUGUCAUUCACCAGCUAGACGGUUUGGAGGGCCAGUGCAUCACCAGGCGCAAAGAUUCAGGUUCUCUCCUAUGGGUGUAGAUCACAUGAGUGGGCUUUCUGGUGUAAAUGUUCCAGGAAACGCAUCUUCUGGCUGGUGUAUCUUCAUCUACAACCUUGGUCAAGAUGCUGAUGAGGGAAUCCUCUGGCAGAUGUUUGGCCCCUUUGGUGCGGUUACCAAUGUGAAAGUUAUUCGAGAUUUCAACACCAACAAGUGCAAAGGUUUUGGUUUUGUGACCAUGACAAACUAUGAAGAAGCUGCAAUGGCCAUAGCAAGUCUUAAUGGCUACCGCCUGGGGGACAAAAUCUUACAGGUUUCCUUCAAAACCAACAAGUCCCACAAAUAACUUGCUCGUGCUUUUUGUAUGGAAUAGAUAAUUGAGUGACAGAAGUUGAAACAUUUUUGUUAGUGUAAAACUCAUUUUGCGCCAAUUUUCACAAGUGUUUGUCUUAGUCUAAAUGAGAAGUGGAAAAAGUUUUAUAUUCUGGGAUGCAACUGACAUGUUCAAAUGUUUGAAAUCCCACAAUGUUAGACCAAUUUUAAGUUCCUUUAAGUUAUUUCAUUUAAAACAUGUUAAAAAUCCCCUGAAAUCUUAAGUAGAUUACAUUAACUAGACCCUCUGGAUGGUGGUAAAAUUGAAGCAUGCUUUCACUUAUGAGACUAACAUUUGUUCCAUUGAAUGUUGUCUGCAAAAACUGGAAUUUUCUGAAAAAUAUCAGGCUGAAUUCAUUAAUUUUCUUGUUUUUUAUGUUGUUGUUUUUCCUACCUAUUCCCCUGACCUUUUCUACCCCAGACUCGGUAGUAUGGAAGAAAAGUUGAGAAAUACUAAUGUUUCAGUUGACAGUAAAUUGUUUGAUCAAUUAAUAGUCGUUACUACGUAUCGAGUUGAGGAUUAGGCUUUUUAAAGUCAAGGUCUUGUAAGUAGUAGCAUGCCAGCAUAACUUUUAACACCAUUGAUGAGGUAAGUUGCACACUGAGCAGUGGCCAAGCUGUCAAAUUCAAAGUUUUUAGAAACAUUACUUUUAAAGCCCACUUUCUAAUAGGAAUGGACCAAAGAGUUUCAAAGAAACUCCGGGAAGAUUUCAGAGUCAAAAUGAAACUCCAAAAAGAAAGUGUGAAUGAAUAUAUGUUGCUACUUUAUCAAACUGAAUCUCUUCUGUCCAAAUAUUUAAUGCAUGGUGCACUACUUACUGGUACAUUAUAAUGCAGCAAGAUACUUACUCAUUUUCAAAGAUCAUUAUAGUUUGAAUUCCUUUGGUAGUUCUAUUUUGUAAAGAAAAAACAGUUAUAAACAUUUGAGCAUUGUAUUUCUCGCAUCCCUUCUAAUGAGUGCUAGAUUUUUCUAUUUUAAUAGGAUUUUGUUUUGACAACUAGCUUUACUUAUUGAACACUCAGCAGAAAAGUACUUACUACUUGCAAGUUAGAUAUUAACAAAAAAACCCUUUGAUUUGUAGAUUUAAAGAUUAAUCCCCCAAGUUUUCUGCAGACUGCCUUGAAACUUUGAGUUGUUCUGUUUCUGUUAAUUUUCUUUUGCUUUUUUGUGUUUUUUGUUUGUUUUUACUUUUGCAUUUAAGAACAUUAAAUUUGAUUUUGUUUUGCUCAAAUUUUGUUUUGUUUUUUAUUUUCUGUUAUUUUUUUGCUAAGUAUUGCACAAAGUGUCCAGCUUUCAAAGAGUGUUGUUUUAAAGAACCGUAGUUCCUCUUUAAGAGUUUUAAGUUACUCCUUUGACAGAUGAGUAGAAGAAAAAGGGUUGCGAAACAAGAGCACUACAAUAAAUCUGUUGCAUAGAAACUAUGUGCCACAGGCUGAUGUAACCCUGCAGGUGUUCUUUGGUAGGAAACCUGAAAAGGAUUACUCUGUCGGGUAAAGGUUGUGUAGAGAUCCUGUGCACAACCGGACGCUUGGCCUGGGCAGCUUUCAGGUCUAGCAUUUAUGUUGAGUUGCCAGAAGGUCAAGCAAACGCAAAAAUGGGGAGAGUGGCAGUUUUAUUGCAGUGUCUCCUUUUUUGUGUGAACCUCUACCAGUCCCAAAGUUUAUUUGCAAAUUCCAGAGGCCAUUCUGUGCUGCCUGCUCGUAUCACUCCAUCCCUAGCCGACCUUGCCUUGUGAUCGCAAUCAUUUCUCCUCUUCCCGCGACAGGAUCUCCAGUCUUGCACAGCCCGAAGUCAUCUGCAUCAGCUGCUCUGCGCGCUGCGGCUGAACUGGCUGCCCAUCUCCAUUACCUUCAGCACUGUCUAGGAAAUGCUGUUGCUGAUAUUUCUGGAGCUGCCUAUGGCAUACUUAACGCCGUACAGAUAGGCCUUGGCACUGUGAGCAGCCUCCCACUGUUUUUGAGCUUGUGUGCAGCGCAUGUAAGUGGGAUUUUUGCUAUUAAUACAUUCAGCCUUGCCUUUCCUGCCGGUCCUGUUCGCUCUACCAUCUUUUGAGAAGCACGAUGGUCUGUAAAACAGUGGCUGUGACAAAGCAACCACCCAACUCCCACCAUCUAAAGUGUGCAUUCCGGCUGUCUAUUCCAAUGUCUGUUGCAGAUGUUUCCACCAAUUUAUCAUCACUCAUUUAUCACUUCUUUUUCUAAUACUUCUUUUGUGUACAAGGAGAGAUUCAGAAGCAUUCAGGGGAUUUUUCCCAAGUUAAAACUAUGUAGUAUAGAGAAGUCCUCUUACCGUGUCACAUCACCUCUUAAGCUCACACUGUCCUCUUCCACAGGAGUGGGUCUGCAGGCGUUUCCAAUUUCCUGUCGUUCUCUCUUGCCUUAUUUCAUGUAAGAUUAAUUUUCAAACAAAAUGGGAGUUGCCAUUUUAUCGCAGCAUUUAGAUUGGGCUUCAGACUUCCAGUGAAUGACACCCUAAAUGUGACUUUGCAUCAGUAAGCAUUACAAGUGCACUGGCCAUUGCAACCGUAUCAGCAGCACGCUGCUGUGAGCUUACCACGUGUUCACUUUUUUUAAAAAACUUUUCAUGGAGCCUUUUUGGCAUUACUGUCAUCUUGACUGCUUCCCUCUUUUUCCAUCUCUCCUUCUUUGCUAAAUAAGAAGGAAACACAGGAUAUUGUUUCAGUAGUGGUAUGAAAACAUCUUUUAGUUAAGCUUCCUUUGAUAGUUGCUCUGAAAAUAGUUACCAGGCAAUUUAUGUGAGCAAAGCAUUGCUGCUUGAGUCAGAAAAGAGGAAGAAAAAGAUCCUGCUCCGAUAUCAAGAGCUGAUACUGUCUGCAUACGGUCUGCACCAUUCUAACAGUCAAUAAAUACUCAGCAUAAAUAGCUGAAGUCAAGACAAAAUUGUGUAUGUAUUCUUGAUGCUUUUGGUCCUAAACGAUAGCCCAUGCAUCCUACUAGUAAAGAGCAAAAGGAAACUUCUGGAAGUGGAAACUAAAUUCUAACAACAAGUAAUCUGCCAGCAGUUGUUCUGCCCAAAAGGUAUGAGCAACUGGUUUCCUUAUCGCAUCAUCCAGCACACCCGCCUUUGAAGCUCUCCCCUGAACAUGCCUGUUUCAAGAGAGGUUUUGGCCUCUUAAUCCUCAGGGAGUUUAGAAAAACUGCAGAUAUGUUCUGCUUUUUCAUCCUUUAAUUUGAUGAAAUAGUCGUUGCUUUCGAGUGAUGCUUCUGUCUCAGUCAGUGCUUACAAGAUCUUUGUAAAACCAAAGGUCUAUCUCGAACCAGAGGGGUCUCUUCGUUUCUGAUGAGAUGCAGUAGGCUCAAGAAGGUAGAGAAUACUAGAAAGUCUUGGUUGCUGGAUUAGGACGUGAUGAUUCGAUUUUAAAAACUUUGAUGGUCCACACUGGAGAUACAAUGGGACUGUUUUGGGGUCCUUUAGGUUAGAAGCCUCACAGGAUGCCCCCAGGUAUCUGCUUCUGACAGAUCACGUGUAAUUCCUGAUGAAAGCACGUAGUUAAGGCCAUGCUGCUGUCGCGGGGUUUCGUGAGUAGAUGGCGAAGAGAAUUACGGUGUCUGGGGACUGGGCGUGGGGUUCUGUGCCAGUAUUUCUGAAGGGAUCAAUCUGGCUUUCGUGAACUUGCAGUUUGGGCAACGCUAUUUCCAUUUUACGCUUAUUCGAUCAGACAGACAAACACAGUGACAAGUUUAGCUGCCUGCAUUUAAAAAGAAAAGAGGAGAGAAGGCUUCUUCAUCCAUCCCCUUACGGUCAGGGCAGCUAGCCUCGGAGCUGAAGAUCUGCAGUUGGGAAUGCAAAGGGGAAGAGCAGCAAUACUGUUCUCAGGCUUCAGCUGGGCUCUAUUUUCAAAUGGACCUGUUUGCUUUGUGUCCGAAACUCACUUGCUUUCACAAAGGCAGAACUUGUUUGCAUGUGAAUCCUUAGUGCUUCAGCAGAAACUGGCCUUUGCUUCCGUAGCUGAGUCACCCUGGGGUUUCACUUGCCUGGCCUGAGCCAUCUUCUUUGGAAGGCAGUCUGCAAAUCAGUCACCUUUGAGCCUUGGCUUCUGGGGCAAUAAAAAAAGCUUACUGUGCGAGGGCAGGAUCAUACCCUGGGGCUUGGUCAGCCUUCAGGACUUUGACUGUUAAACCAAUUAUCUUUUUCAGGAAACUUUACCAGCUGUUGAAUGUCUGGUGGUAUUUUAAUUAUUGCUUUGUCACUUUUAGCUUUAGAAUCACUUUGGUUUAUCUUGGUAUUUCUUUUGGAAGGGAAGCUCAGCUGCCCUUACUCAGUACGUAUCCUUUUCUCCACUUCUUUUAAAUACUUGUAUCUGACUCUGCAAGAAGGCUCUUGCCAGGCCAAGGCAUGACUGCUAAACACGCUUCUUACGGGGCUGCUUCCAAAACUGCACAUGAGUCUUCAUUCUUUGCAAGACUGUGGAGUUUCACUCUGAAAUGAGACAAUGCUUAGUUAAGAGCAAAACUGUCCUGAUUGUGGUUGAAGACCUUUUCCAAACUUCUCUGAAGGUGUUCUGGGCUUUAGAAUAAAAAACAAAAAACAAACCCCAAAAAAUCGCAAUAAAAAAGAAUCAGGUUUUCUUAGUAUGUAAAAAAAAAAAAAAAAAAAAAUCUGAGUUUUGUGAAAAUUAAAAUUCCUCAAAGGCUGUAUUCAGACUUGGUCUUUUCCAGUCUGUUGAUUAUUAAUAAGUUUUUAUUCCUGCUCAGUAACUUAUAUUUGCUUCCCAGAUUUCUACUAUGAAUGGAACUCGUCCUUGUGCAGAAAGCUAGCCACAAGCCUAAUCACAGUUUAAACCUUCUGUUAUCCAUUUGCAGAUAGGGAAAUAUCACAGUAAAUACAGAAAAGGAAACGCUCCUGUCUGUGCACUUUGUAUAAGCUGGCAGAGGCAAGUACAGUUCCUUCAGAUGAGGAGAAGGCAACAUCAGGAAAGCGAUAAACAUGAGCAGAAUCAAAGCAGCUUAGUGUGUUUAGUUCUCUCGUCAUUCCAUUCCAGAUGAUGUCUGUGUUCUCUAAGUGUUGAAUUUAUUUUGUUCUUCAAGCUGUGUCAUCCUAAAGUUUGGUUUACUGGAGAUGCUGUGCUCCGCUCCUCUGCGUAGAGGGAGGGGAGCCGAGCCGAUGCAGUUACUGUCGCCUCCUGUGCCCAGCUUUGCCAAUCCCUUCGCUUCUGCUCUAGAUCUGGGGCUGAGCAGCACGGGAGGAUCCAUCUUUGAGGGUGGAAGGAGAAGUCAGGAAACGCCACUGCCCAGAGCCGCAUCCCCGCAGUGGUGUGUGUCCACACACCUUUUUCCUUCCCCUUGGUUGGUUCUGGGGUUUGGUUUUUUUUUCAGUACAUCUCUAUCAUGGUAGCAUGAAAACCACUGAAAAUUCAGAGGUACACGGUAGGAUAAAUUUCUCACUGCAGUGAGUCCUAGUUGGUCAGUUUAUGGUCGCUUACGUUUGUCCAGAUGACCAAAGGUGUCACUAUGGAGAGGACACCUAGUUUUGUAGAGGCAUUAAACAUUGUAGUAAUGUUGUUUAUACAAAGCAAUUAAAAGUCUUAAAAAAAAAAAAAAA
Messenger RNA from Grus americana (Whooping crane), 6694 nucleotides. RefSeq names its product ELAV like RNA binding protein 1 (gene ELAVL1). Bases 125 to 1105 code for a protein of 326 amino acids. The transcript has 6 exons. Gene Ontology annotation, cellular component: ribonucleoprotein complex. The record is from RefSeq and is a predicted model, not a curated record. NCBI's taxonomy places the organism in Eukaryota, Metazoa, Chordata, Aves, Gruiformes, Gruidae. Gene Ontology annotation, molecular function: RNA binding.